Rhagoletis pomonella (apple maggot) is the source of this 633-nucleotide messenger RNA. RefSeq names its product larval cuticle protein A2B-like. Gene Ontology annotation, cellular component: extracellular matrix. The record is from RefSeq and is a predicted model, not a curated record. NCBI's taxonomy places the organism in Eukaryota, Metazoa, Arthropoda, Insecta, Diptera, Tephritidae. Bases 45 to 440 code for a protein of 131 amino acids. The transcript has 2 exons.
UCUUCAACUUUUAUUUCGUACGGACAGAAGAAGUUAACUCAAAAAUGGCCAUCAAGUUGGCUGUCGCUCUCACUUUCUGCGCUGUAGUAAACGCUGCCUUCGUAGCUGUUGCCCCUGCCGCCGUGGCUGUGGAAGAAUACGACCCCCAUCCACAAUACAAAUAUGGCUACGAUGUGCAAGACAAUCUGUCUGGUGAUUCCAAAGGACACGUCGAGGAGCGUGAUGGUGAUGUGGUACGAGGCGAAUACUCGCUGAUCGAUUCUGAUGGUUUCAGACGUGUUGUAAGCUAUACAGCAGACCCAAUUAACGGUUUUAACGCCGUCCUUCGUCGUGAACCCUUGGUUGCCCCUGUCGUCGCCUCUGCCCCAGUUCUGGCCGCACCAGCACCAUUGGCCGCUACAGCUCCGGUUGCGCCGGCUUUUGCCUACAGCCAACUGUAGAACAUCGGGUCGUUCAACUUAAUAUUGUUUUGUUGCUUUUGGAUUAAUUUGAUAACGUACAAAAAUAAAUGUGAUUUAUGUUUUAAGAGGUAAUUAUAUUAUGCGUUUUCGAAUAGAAUGGAUCACUUUUUCGUAAUUACAAUGUCUAAAAAAUCAGAAAAGUUAGCGAGUUUUUAACAUGACCUAGAGUGGA